Paramormyrops kingsleyae is the source of this 7048-nucleotide messenger RNA. The record is from RefSeq and is a predicted model, not a curated record. Lineage: Eukaryota; Metazoa; Chordata; Actinopteri; Osteoglossiformes; Mormyridae.
CACACGGCAGCUGGUCCCGGAGCUCCGGCAAACGGGGGAGCCUUGCGCACAGGAUCGCAACCUAGUGACUCCCAGUGCCAGAGACCACGAAGUGGAAUCGCAUCGCCCUCCUCGGGUCCUCAGGAGUGCAGCGGCAGCGCGGAACUAACGGAACGGGGGGAGAACGAAGCGCCAGCUGGGAUGGGAGGCGCCGCGCCACUGCCGGGUCCGAGAGCCGCACUUGGCGCGGUCUGAGUACCCGCAAGAAGGACCUUCAUCUGGCUGAGGGGACUAGCUGCCGCCGUCCUGGUCCGUGCGUUGGAUUCGCCAGCGUUUAUUCCUGACUUCUUAUCGCGGACGGAAUUUUGUCUUAUAAAAACCAAAGACAGAGGGUGAGGAAGGGAGGAGUAGCGAGAGGAGCGCUCCUGGACGGGGUUCAAAGCGCUAUAGUCCUCAUGCAUGUGUAGAUUUUAAAUCUUUGGAGGGUUCGGGCUGCCCGGUGCCACCGAACCCAUCCGCAGUGCCAAUGCCACUGCGGCGGUGAAGCAGCUAAGGCGGCGCUGGCAGAAAAUGACCUCUUGCCUAAGAGGACACUGAUCUCUGAUUGGCCCAAACUACUGGAUUGAGUCUCCCAGUUUGGGAAGGAGGGGAUCUCACGUUCCCCACAGUCACGUGACUCGUGAUGGCACCUGCUUGGUGGAGCUGGGUCUGCGUGGCCCUCUGCUGCCUCGGCCGCACACUGGCGGCACCCCCGGACCCCUCCCAUCUGCAGCAGCCGCCCACGACGCCAGCCGUGGACGAGGGCCAUGGCACUUUCCGCUCCGAGAACCCUGAGUGGACCUUCAACCACCUGGCAUUGGACACCCGCAAUGGCAAUGUCUACCUGGGGGCGGUGAACCGGAUCUACAAGCUGUCGCCCACUCUGGAGUUGCAGGUAUCCCACCAAACGGGGCCGGACGAGGACAACCGCAAAUGCUACCCGCCUCGCAUCGUGCAGCCAUGCAGCGAGCCACUAGUGCUCACCAACAACGUCAACAAGAUGCUGCUGAUGGACUACCGGGAGAACCGGCUGCUGGCCUGCGGCAGUCUCUACCAGGGAAUCUGCAAGCUGCUGCGUUUGGAUGAUCUCUUCAAGCUGGGCGAGCCCUCACACCGGAAGGAGCACUACCUGUCCGGCGCCAACGAGAGCGGCUCCGUCUUCGGGGUCAUCGUGUCCUACGGCAAUUCGUCACCGGACAAGCUCUUUGUGGCGACGGCCGUGGACGGCAAGCCCGAGUACUUCCCCACCAUCUCCAGCCGCAAGCUGGCGCGGAACUCUGAGGAGGACGGCAUGUUUGCCUACGUGUUUCACGAUGAGUUUGUGGCCUCCAUGAUUAAGAUCCCGUCAGACACCUUCACCGUGGUGCCAGACUUUGACAUCUACUAUGUUUACGGCUUCGCCAGCGGCAACUUUGUGUACUUCCUGACGCUGCAGCCGGAAAUGGGGGGGCCUGCAGCGGGCUCCUCUGCCACCCGUGAGCAGGUCUACACCUCCAAACUGGUCCGGCUCUGCAAGGACGACACAGCCUUCAACUCCUACGUGGAGGUACCACUGGGCUGUGUAAAGGCCGGCGUGGAGUACCGGCUGCUUCAGGCCGCCUACCUGUCCCGGGCCGGCUCCAUCUUGGCCCGCUCGCUCAGCGUGGCCCCUGGCGACGACGUGCUCUACGCCGUCUUCUCCAAGGGUCAGAAGCGGCGACCCCGCGAGGAGACUCAGGAGUCGGCGCUGUGCGUCUUCUCGCUGCGGGACAUCAACGAGCGCAUCAAGGAGCGCCUGCAGUCGUGCUACAGAGGGGAGGGCACGCUGGACCUGGCCUGGCUAAAGGUCAAGGACAUCCCCUGCAGCAGCGCGCUUUUGACUAUCGAUGACAACUUCUGCGGGCUGGACAUGAACGCACCGCUGGGCGUGUCGGAGAUGGUGCGCGGUGUCCCUCUGCUUUCCGAGGGGGCGGACAAGAUGACGUCCAUCAUCGCCUACGUCUACAAGAACCACUCGCUGGCCUUCGUGGGCACGCAAAGUGGCCGGCUCAUGAAGAUCCGCGUGGAUGGACCCUCCCAUGGCGCCUUACGGUACGAGACCAUCCAGGUUGUGGAGAGCGGCCCAAUUCUGCGGGACAUGGCCUUCUCCACAGACCACCACUUCCUCUACGUCAUGUCAGACACGCAGCUGACACGUGUUCCAGUGGAGGUGUGUAGCCAGUACUCCAGUUGCAGUGAAUGCUUGGGCUCCGGAGAUCCACACUGCGGUUGGUGUGUGCUGCACAACAUGUGCACCAGGAAGGAGAGGUGUGAACGCUCCUCGGAGCCCAGGCGGUUCGCCUCGGACGCCAGGCAGUGUGUCCGCCUCAGUGUGCACCCCAACAACAUCUCCGUGUCUCAGUACAGCGUCAUGCUGGUCCUGGAAGCCCACAACGUGCCAGAACUUUCUGCCGGCGUGAACUGUACCUUCGAGGACGUGGCGGAGAUGGACGGUCAUGUGGAGGGGAAUCACAUUCGGUGCAUCUCGCCCACGGAGAAAGAGGUGCCGCGUGUCAUCUUCGACAAAGGAGACCACCAGAUCGUCCAGCUCUACCUCAAGUCCAAGGAGACGGGCCUGACCUUCGCCAACACCAGCUUCGUCUUCUACAACUGCAGCGUCCAUAGGUCGUGUGUGUCCUGUGUCAGCAGCCCCUACCGGUGCCACUGGUGCAAAUACCGUCACAUGUGCACCCAUGACCCUCGUAGCUGCUCCUUCCAAGAGGGUCACGUGCAGCAACCUGAGUGGUGGAAUCUUGCCCUGGCAGUGAUGGUCUCACACUGUACAGAGUCAGUGUGUGAGAAUACCUCUUACUUCUACGAUGGGAUGGAGAUGAGUAGCCUGUCAGUUGAGCUCACGGUCAUCUGGAACGGCGACUUCACCAUCGACAACCCGGCCCACAACAAAGUCCACCUGUACAAGUGUGAUGCCCGGCGCAGGAGCUGUGGGCUGUGUCUGAAGGCUGAUCCCCUGUACGGCUGCGUUUGGUGCAAGGGAGAGGAGCGCUGCACGCUCAAGCAGCACUGCCCCCACCCUGAGAGCCAGUGGCUGCAGCCCAGCGGACCCAACAGCAAGUGCACCCACCCCAAAAUCACACAGAUCACCCCGCUUAGAGGACCCCGUGAGGGCGGCACCCUGGUCACCAUCCGAGGGGAGAACCUGGGCCUGGAGUUCAGGGAGAUCCAGGGUCACGUGAGGGUGGCGGAGGUGGACUGCACCCCGGUUCCUGACGGCUACAUCCCUGCUGAGCAGAUCGUGUGUGAGAUGGGGAAGGCAGAGAAGAGUCAGUACGCCGGGAACGUCCAGGUGUGUGUUGGAGACUGCAGGCCAGAGUUCAUGGCCACAUCCUACAAGUAUUACUACUUCGUGGUCCCCAAGCUGCUACACCUCAAGCCCAGCCGGGGCCCUGUCUCCGGCGGGACCAUCGUCAACAUCACCGGCAGCAACCUGGACGCCGGCAGCAACGUCUCCAUCAUGUUCAAGGACCAGAGGUGCACGUUCCACAGGAGGGGGGGGCAGUGGAUCACAUGCAAGACACAGGCCUCACAGCACGGCUAUGGAAAUGUCAGCGUGUCGGUGGCGGUUGACAAGGCCCAUCUUCACCGGGACCUGAGGUUCGAGUACGUGGAGGACCCCACCAUCCUCAAGCUGGAGCCUGAGUGGAGCAUCAUCAGUGGCAACACUCCAGUGACGGUCACCGGCACCAACCUAGACAUCAUCCAGAACCCUCUCAUCAGAGCCAGGUACAACAGCCUGGAGACGGUCAAUACGUGCCGGAUCCUGGCCCCCACCACCAUGCUGUGCCUGGCCCCCGAGCUCCCGGUCAGCCUGAGCCGGCAGCGCGAGGCCCCGGAAAAGCCCGACGAGUUCGGCUUCAUCCUGGACGACGUGCACGCCGCGCUGGCUCUAAACGGCAGCUCCUUCAUGUACUACCCCAACCCCGUGUUCGAGCCCCUCAGCCCGUCGGGGGUGCUCGAGCUGAAGCCGGGGUCGCCCAUCAUACUGAAGGGCCGGAACUUCCUGCCUCCCACCCCCGGGGGCAACGGCAAGCUGAACUACACAGUUCUGAUUGGAGAGAAGCCGUGUGCCUUAACCGUCUCCGACACACAACUGCUCUGCGAGUCGCCCAACCAGACUGGCCGACACAAGGUCCUGGCACGCGUGGGGGGCAUCGAGUUCUCCCCAGGCGUGGUGCACAUCUCUUCGGACAGCCCGCUGAGCAGCACGGCCAUCUUCAGCAUCGCCGGGGCCGGGGCCCUCCUCAUCCUCUUCAUCGUGGUGGUGCUCAUCGCCUACAAGCGCAAGUCCCGAGAGAGCGACCUCACCCUCAAGCGGCUGCAGAUGCAGAUGGACAACCUGGAGUCCCGGGUGGCGCUGGAGUGCAAGGAAGCUUUCGCCGAGUUACAGACCGACAUCCACGAGCUGACAAGCGACCUGGACGGGGCAGGAAUCCCCUUCCUGGAUUACAGGACGUACACCAUGAGGGUCCUCUUCCCGGGCAUGGAGGAGCACCCUGUGCUGCGGGACCUGGAGGUUCCAGGCUACCGGCAGGAACAGGUGGAGAAAGGACUGAAGCUCUUCGGCCAGCUCAUCAACAACAAGGUGUUCCUGCUGUGCUUCAUCCGCACGCUGGAGUCGCAGCGCGGCUUCUCCAUGCGCGACCGCGGCAACGUGGCCUCGCUGAUCAUGACCGUGCUGCAGAGCAAGCUGGAGUACGCCACCGACGUGCUCAAGAACCUGCUGUCCGACCUCAUCCACAAGAACCUGGAGAGCAAGAACCACCCCAAGCUGCUCCUUCGCAGGACCGAAUCUGUCGCAGAGAAGAUGCUCACUAACUGGUUCACCUUUCUGCUCUACAAGUUCCUGAAGGAGUGUGCCGGGGAGCCACUGUUCUCCCUGUUCUGCGCAAUCAAGCAGCAGAUGGAGAAGGGCCCCAUGGACGCCGUGACCGGGGAGGCCCGCUACUCGCUGAGCGAGGACAAGCUGAUUCGCCAGCAGAUCGACUACAAGACGCUGGUGGUGAACUGCAUCCACCCAGACAAUGAGAAGAGCCCAGAAAUCCAGGUCAAGGUGCUCAACUGCGACACUAUCAGCCAGGUGAAGGAGAAGAUCCUAGACGCCAUCUACAAGAACGUACCCUGGUCCCACAGGCAGAAGGCCUCCGACAUGGACCUAGAAUGGCGCCAUGGGAGGGCGGCCCGGGUCAUUCUCCAAGACGAGGAUGCCUCCACCAAGAUCGAGGGUGACUGGAAGAGACUCAACACCCUUUCUCACUACCAGGUGCCCGAUAACGCAGUGGUGGCUCUCGUACCGAAGCAGGUCAUGGUUUACAAUUCGGUGAACAACUCCACCGUCUCCAGAACCUCCGCCGGCAAAUACGAGAACAUGAUGAAGUACACGGGCAGCCCGGACAGCCUGCGCUCACGCACGCCCAUGCUGACGCCCGACAUGGAGAGCGGUGUCAAGGUGUGGCACCUGGUCAAGAACCACGAGCACGGCGACCAGAAGGAGGGCGACCGUGGCAGCAAGAUGGUGUCCGAGAUCUACCUGACCCGCCUGCUGGCCACAAAGGGCACGCUGCAGAAGUUCGUGGACGACCUGUUUGAGACCAUCUUCAGCACGGCCCACCGCGGCAGCGCCCUGCCGCUCGCCAUCAAGUACAUGUUCGACUUCCUGGACGAGCAGGCGGACAAACACGGCAUCCAUGACCCACACGUCAGGCACACGUGGAAGAGCAACUGCCUACCUCUGAGGUUCUGGGUGAACGUGAUCAAGAACCCUCAAUUCGUCUUCGACAUCCACAAGAGCAGCAUCACGGACGCCUGCCUCUCCGUGGUGGCCCAGACUUUCAUGGACUCCUGCUCCACGUCUGAGCACAGGCUAGGAAAAGACUCGCCAUCCAACAAACUGCUCUACGCCAAGGACAUCCCCAGCUACAAGAGCUGGGUGGAGAGAUAUUACUCAGACAUCAGCAGGAUGCCAGCUAUCAGUGACCAGGACAUGAACGCCUACCUGGCAGAGCAGUCACGCAUGCACACCAAUGAGUUCAACAGCCUGAGCUCCCUCAGUGAGAUCUACUCCUAUGUGGGUAAAUACAGCGAGGAGAUUCUCGACGCACUGGAGCAGGACGAUGGCGCCAGGAAACAAAGACUGGCCUUCAAGCUGGAGCAGGUGGUCGCCUUCAUGAGUCUGGAGAGCUGAGGACCGCAUUUCCCAGAGUGCACUGGGAGAGUUCCGAAACCGAGCCGUGCCUGAGCGAAGACCUGUCUGUCAUUACUUUGCCAUCUCUGCUGUCAGAAACUUUCCUUUGUUUUUGUUUUAUUGUCUCAGCCGCAAAUGUUUGUCUCACAAUAGCUCUGGAGAGGAGGAGGAGGAAUUUGUGUCUGUUGGGGUGGGGGAUAGUUUGCCACAUUGGCAAAUUUCACCUCCGGGGAACAGAAGAGAGCAAAAAUCCAGUUUUUACGUUGCCUUGAUCAAGCGUCUCUGAAACACGGCUUAGCCUCAGCCUGCUCAGACCUUUAGGGCAGAAGUCAACCCAGCCAAGUUUAGAUGGAUCUUUAAUGUGUGGAGAGACUGGCACAGGUGCCCGUAUAUAUGUGGUAUAUAUACCCACACAGGCAGACACACACACUCAACUACACACCAAAUCAAUGGCGUGGGCGUGGGAUUUGUUCAGAGAGACGUCUUCAGCCAAGCCAGGUACAGGAGAAAGAGACACCUUUUCCCAGCCUUGUCGAUUCACAUACGUCUAGCAGACGGGAAAACGUGAGUUUUAGUGCUUCUACACUUUUAUUCAUUUGAAACCAGAGUCUCCAUGGACUGAGCAAGACUAGUUAAUUUAACGGCUAAUUUAAUCCAUGCAUUUACUCCGCAAGGCACACCUGCCUGCUUCGUCUGGCCUUCUGCAGGAAUGACACCUAUGAACAUAAGGGGGGGUGGGGGGAUGGAGCCAGGGCUCAGUUUUACAAAGAAGCACACAUCUGCCCUGAUGACGCACACGACCCCCCCCCCCCA